CUUAGUUAGGGGGUCAGUAGUUGCUUAGGACGCGAAGGAAGCAAGUGGCUUAGGAGUUUACUGAGGGUUUUUUUCCCCUCACUCUCCUUUUCCGCCUUAGAUCUCUACCCUUUUUUUUCCCUUUAGUUUUGUUUUGUUUUUGCAAAGAGGGAAAAAAGAGAGACUACCAGCCCCGUCGCCAUUUCUGGAGUUUUAUUAUUUUUUUUCCUUUAAUUUAAUGUGUGUGGGGUGGUGUUUAAGGAUUGGUCCUUUUGAAGAUUCUUCUUCUCUUCGCGGCCCCGGUACCCUGGCGCCGGUUGGAUUGUAAAGACUGCUGCUGCUUUUCCUCCUCGUGUCUUUGGUUCCGAAGGGAAAGGGUCCGGUUGCCUUUUUUUUUUUUUUUUUUCCGAGAGUGGGAAGACUCUACCUGGGGAAACCCUUCUUGGAGGAGAUGAGAACCCGACUUCGCUAUGCCUUCGCCUUUCAGAGAGAAGGUUCAGAGGAGCCUUUGCUGACUUGAGUGAGAAAGAGAGAACGCGCUGAUUGCAGAGGAGAACUGAAAGAGAAGAAACUGAGAAACACUCCAUCGCCAUGAGUAGUGCUGUGUUGGUGACUCAUAUCUCAGACCCUAGCAGUAGCUUCAGAGAGGAUGCCCCUCGACCCCCAGUGCCAGGAGAAGAAGGAGAGACACCACCAUGCCAGCAGUCUGUCCACCUUGGUCAGGGCAAGAGCCCAGUCAUCAAAGCUGUGCCUAUCUCUUCCAACGCUAGGAGGAAUGAAGAUGGCUUGGGGGAGCCUGAAGGCAGGGCAUCCCCAGACUCCCCUCUGGCCAGGUGGACCAAGUCUUUACAUUCCUUGUUGGGUGAUCAGGAUGGGGCUUAUCUUUUUCGGACUUUCCUGGAAAGGGAGCAGUGUGUGGAUACCUUAGACUUUUGGUUUGCCUGCAAUGGAUUCAGGCAGAUGAACCUUAAGGAUACCAAAACUUUAAGAGUAGCCAAAGCAAUUUACAAAAGGUACAUCGAAAAUAACUGUAUCGUUUCCAAGCAGCUGAAACCAGCCACCAAGACCUACAUAAGAGAUAGCAUUAAGAAACAGCAGAUAGAUUCCAUCAUGUUUGAUCAAGCUCAGACUGAGAUUCAGACAGUGAUGGAGGAAAAUGCCUACCAGAUGUUUUUGACUUCUGAUAUAUACCUCGAAUAUGUAAGGAGUGGGGGAGAAAACCCAGCUUAUAUUAACAACAGUGGGCUUGGGAGUUUAAAGGUGGUCUGUGGAUAUCUCCCCACCUUAAAUGAAGAAGAGGAAUGGAGCUGUGAGGACUUUAAAGGCAAGGUUUUGCCUACAGUGGUUGGCCUGUCCAGCAAAACUCUAAGGGCUACAGCAAAUGUGAGGUCCACAGAAGUUGUUGAAAAUGGAUACAGAUCCUUCAAGAGGAAUGAUCCAAUUAAUCCAUAUCACGUAAGCUCGGGCCAUGUCUUUGCUCCGACAGCUAGCGCCAACGACAGUGAAAUCUCAAGUGAUGCGCUGACCGAUGACUCCAUGUCUAUGACAGAUAGUAGUGUAGAUGGAAUCCCUCCUUACAGAAUGGGAAGCAAGAAACAGCUACAGAGAGAAAUGCAUCGCAGUGUAAAGGCCAAUGGCCAAGUUUCUCUACCUCAUUUCCCGAGAACCCACCGCCUGCCUAAGGAGAUGACACCCAUAGAACCGGCCAUUUUUGCAGCUGAGUUGAUCUCCCGGCUGGAGAAGCUAAAGAAAGAACAAGAAAGUUUGGACAGUCUGGAGGAGAGACUACAGCAAAUCAAGGAGGAUGAAGAGAAGGAAGGGUCAGAGUUGCCAGUCAGCACUCGGGAGGUAGCUGCACAGCACCCACUUUCCCUGUUACCAUCUGGCAGCUAUGAAGAAGACCCCCAAGCUAUCUUAGAUGACCACCUGUCAAGGGUGCUGAAGACUCCUGGCUGCCAGUCCCCAGGCGUGGGGCGGCACAGUCCCCGUUCCCAUUCCCCUGACCACCAUCACCACUAUCAUCCUCUACUCCAACCCGGUGGACGACUGCCGCCUCCAGCCAUCUCCUCAGCUCUCUGCCCGCUUGGCAAAGGCUUUGUUACAAAGCAGAUGACUAAACAUGUAUACCACCACUACAUCCACCACCACACCAUCCCUAAAACCAAGGAGCAGAUUGAAGUGGAGGCAGCUCAGAAGGUGCAAUGCUUCUGCCUUGGGGGCACGGAUUAUUAUUUGUGCUCAAAAUGCAAGAGUCACUCCAAGGGACCAGAGCUGGCACCAGUGGAGCAGUUCAGCAGCCGAGGUAAUACCCUAUCAAAGCGGAAUGGGAAGGUGACAGAGCCUUGUUUGGCCUUGUCAGCCAAGGAAGGAGUCCCCGUCGGAACAGGGCUUCUUCAGCUACCUGGGAAUGAGGGGGACCGGUCACAGAAUGUCUGGCAGUGGGUGUUAGACAGUGAGAGACAGAACAAGCCCAAACCUCACAGUGCCCAGAACACAAAAAAACCCUAUCCUUUGGAGUCAGCCCGAGGAGCCGUUAGUGAUCGAGCCACCCGCCCCCAUCUGUGGGGGGGUAGCAUCGGGCAUUCCCGCACCAUGCCACAUACCCAUCCCUUCACACAAGAUUCUGGCAUAGCCCCCCUAGGUCCCCCUAACACCCUCGCUCAGCUGGAGGAAGCUUGUCGUAGGUUGGCUGAAGUGUCCAAGCCCCAAAAGCAACGGUGCUGUACAUCAAAUCAGCAAAAGGAUAAAAACCACUCUGCUGUUGGCCACAUGGGGGGUGCCUCCUUCUGUAACCCCAGCCUAGUCCUAGAAGAUCACAGAGAGCCAAAGAAACUGGCAAGUGUCCACUCCCUUCAGGCCAGUGAGCUGGUCGUCACUUACUUUUUCUGUGGAGAAGAAAUUCCGUACAGGAGGAUGUUGAAGGCGCAGAGUCUGACACUUGGCCACUUUAAAGAGCAGCUCAGCAAAAAGGGAAAUUAUAGGUAUUAUUUCAAAAAAGCAAGUGACGAAUUUGACUGUGGGGCUGUUUUUGAAGAGAUUUGGGAAGAUGAUACCAUACUCCCAAUGUAUGAAGGAAGGAUUCUGGGGAAAGUAGAAAGAAUUGAUUAAUUUUUAUUUUGGUGGUGGCGGGUAGUAAUGGAAACAACUUUUUGCAUCUGUUUCUUAAGCUAAAAAUAUCUGUCUUGGAAAUGACAAAAAAAAGGAUAUUUUGAAGGAAAAUUGAAUCAAUGAAGAAGAAAGAAAUCUAGGAAGACUUGGAAAGUCAGCCUUCGUUAUUCACUGGGUACGGAAAUAAGAAAAAGCCCUGAACUAUUUAUUAAAAAGAUGACCACUCUUGGCUAUUGAAGAUGCAAACCAUUUUUGAGAGACUUCCUUACAUAUCACUUCCUAGAGAUCUGAAAUCCAUAAACUAAGAAAAACUGUAUAGCUUCCCUGAACAGGAAUCCUUACUGAUAUUUAUUGAUCCUGGUAUUUCCUUUUACAUCCAGUUAAUGGAUAUGCUGCUUUAACAGUGGAGAGGGGAAAGAGGAACUUUGUUCUUUAGUUGUCCUAUUCAAAUGUAGGAGUUUAGCUCGGAGUGAAUUAAUGAUUUCUGUCAUUUAAAAGGAAUUAUGCUUUGCCCAGUAUUUCUCUAAGUGAAGUUAGACUGUUUUAAUGGUGCCCUACUAUGAGAGGCAGCAUGGUAGAGUGGAAAGAGAGCUGGCCUCAGAGCCAGGUGGACCUGGGUUUAAGUCCUGAC
This is a messenger RNA of Vombatus ursinus (common wombat), 3718 nucleotides long. RefSeq names its product axin 2 (gene AXIN2). The transcript has 11 exons. Lineage: Eukaryota; Metazoa; Chordata; Mammalia; Diprotodontia; Vombatidae. Bases 571 to 3087 code for a protein of 838 amino acids. The record is from RefSeq and is a predicted model, not a curated record. Gene Ontology annotation, biological process: negative regulation of canonical Wnt signaling pathway.